Fraxinus pennsylvanica is the source of this 2352-nucleotide messenger RNA. NCBI's taxonomy places the organism in Eukaryota, Viridiplantae, Streptophyta, Magnoliopsida, Lamiales, Oleaceae. The record is from the annotation of a GenBank genome assembly.
AUGGUGAUAGUCCAGUCAAGUUCUUCCAACAUCUUUGCUGUUAGAAAAUCCUUCAGUUUCCUUCUUUAUAACGGGGAGAAGCUGAAAUUUUCAAACCCAAAUCUUUUGCUGAAAGAGAAAAACAAAGGUUUUGAUUUCGAUGCUGUGGUGCUCGAAUCUAUGAAGCUCGAGAUGGAGAAUUUUGGAGAGAGGGGUUUUAUGAGUUUUGAUAGUGGUUUUAUGGGGAGGGCAAGGGAGGAUGAGAGCAGGGAUGGAAAUGAUAACUUGGAAAAUGCAUCAGGUUAUGAUCGGGAGACCCCUGGAAAUGGAUCAUCUAAAAGAAAGAAACAUAAUAGACAUACUCCAUUUCAGAUUCAAGAACUCGAGAAUUCUUUCAAGGAGAAUCCACAUCCUGAUGAGAAAGCUAGACAACAAGUUGGCAGGAGACUAGGCUUGGAGGAGAGGCAGGUGAAAUUUUGGUUUCAGAAUAGAAGAACUCAAAUGAAGUCCCAAGUAGAACACUAUGAACAUAAAAUUCUGAAACAAGAAAAUGACAAGCUCCGCAUUGAGAACAUUGCUAUGAAGGAAGUCAUAAGGAACCCUAUUUGUCCCAAAUGUGGUGGCUCGGCACUUCUUGGCGAAAUGCAUAUGGAGAAUAACCAUCUUAUACUUGAGAAUGCACGGUUAAGGGAUGAGCUCAAUCGGCUUGGAGUCCCAGAAAACAAUUUCAUGUCUAGGCCACUGCUGUCCUUGGCUAACCCUAUGCCUCCCAUAAUGGGCAACUCGGGAUUGGAUCUUGCGGUAGGAAGAAAUAGCUUUGGUAGUUUAAACUCCAUGGACUCAGAAUUGCCUACAGGACUUGAUUUUGGUAAUUGGGUGACCGGUGUUGAUGUUCCCUUCAACAAAUCAAUGUUUCAAGACCUUGCAUUGGCUGCCAUGGAUGAGCUGAUCAAGCUAGCCCAGCUAGAUAGUCCUCUGUGGUUCAGAAGCUUGGAUGGUAGUCGAAUUUUGAACCUCAAGGAUUAUGCUAGCACAAUUUCUCCCUGCAUUGGCAUGAAACCUGAUCAUUUUGUAACUGAAGCAACAUAUGCAACUGGUACUGUCAUUAUCAACAGUGUGGCACUUGCGGAGACAUUAAUGGAUACAAAACGUUGGACGGAAAUGUUUCCAUGCAUAAUUGGGAGAGCGUCAACUAUUGAUGUGAUUUCCGCUGGCGCGGGUGGAAACAGAAAUGGUGCACUGCAAUUGAUGCAUGCCGAGUUCCAAGUUCUUUCGCCUCUAGUCCCUAUCCGUCAAGUGAAGUUUAUUCGCUACUGCAAGCAGCAUGCAAAGGACAUCUGGGCUGUGGUUGAUGUUUCUGUAGACGCCAUCCAAGAAGGUUCAAGUGCACAUGUUGAUUGCAGGAGGCUCCCUUCAGGUUGUGUGAUUCAAGAUUUGCCGAAUGGCUAUUCCAAGGUUACCUGGGUUGAACACACAGAAUAUGAUGCCAAUGUCGUCCAUCAAUUAUAUCAACCAUUAUUGAAUUCUGGAUUGGGCUUUGGUGCACAAAAGUGGGUCGCCAGUCUACAAAGACAAUGCAAUUACUUGGCUGCAAUCACGUCCUCUACAAUCCACAGUGGAGAUCAUGCAGUAACCAAUCCAGCCGCCAGGAGGAGUAUAGGAAAGCUAGCACAACGGAUGACUCGCAGCUUUUGCACCGGUGUUUGUGCCACGGUGCACAAGUGGGAAGUUAUUCAAUCUGGAAAUGUUGACAAUACCAAGUUGAUGGUGCGGGAGAGCAUUGGUAACCCGGGGGAACCUUUGGGUACUGUGUUGAGUGCCGUGACAACUGUUUGGUUGCCAGUAUCUUGUCACCAUCUAUUUGACUUCUUGCGGAAUGAACAAACAAGAGGUCAUUGGGAUGUCUUAUCUCAAGAUGGUUGCGUGCAACAGAUGCUGCACAUUCCCAAGAGCCAAGACCUUGUCAAUAGCAUCUCUGUUCUUCGAAAUAGUGAUGCUGCCAUUGCUGCUAAUCAGAUCAGCAUGCUCAUCUUGCAAGAGACGUGCACGGAUGUUUCAGGAUCACUUGUAGUACAUGCCGCUGUCAACUCUGAAGCAAUGAGUGUGGUGAUGUCCGGGGGUGAUCCUUCUUGUGUGGCUUUAUUGCCAUCUGGAUUUGCAAUUGUUCCUGAUUGUUCUCCCGCUUCUGGUGGGCCUAUCAACUACAAUGGAGGCAGUGAUGAAGACAGUAGUGGCUCAUUACUUACUAUAGGAUUCCAGAUAUUGGUGAAUAGCUCGCCUGCUGCCAAGCUAACAACAGAGUCAAUUGACACUGUAAAUUCCCUCAUCGCUCGCACACUCCAGGGCAUCAGAGUCAGCCUCCAGUGCAACUGA